Molecule: messenger RNA, 572 nt
Organism: Apaloderma vittatum (bar-tailed trogon)
Lineage: Eukaryota; Metazoa; Chordata; Aves; Trogoniformes; Trogonidae
Gene: PIANP
Product: PILR alpha associated neural protein
Exons: 3
Biological process (GO): regulation of immune response
Cellular component (GO): membrane
Source: RefSeq, a predicted model, not a curated record
ACUCCCUCUGGAUUUGAGGACGGCAUGCCCUCCUCCCAGUACCCCUGGGCCAUCGUGUGGGGCCCCACAGUGUCCGAUGAGGAUGGAGGGGACGCCAACUCAGCCAACCCGGGCUUCCCACCGCUGGGAUACACUUUUGUAUCGCCACACGGGAUGGCAACGGCGCAGCCCAACUCCCACUCACUCCUGCACAACGCGGGGCUCAACCUGCGCGAGACCCCAGCCACCCUGCGGCCCUUCUUGUUUGGGCCCAGGGGGGAAGGUGUGGACCCCCAACUGUACGUCACCAUCACCAUUUCCAUCAUCAUUGUUCUGGUCGCCACUGGGAUCAUAUUCAAGUUCUGCUGGGACCGUAAUCAGAAACGCCGGCGUCACUCGGGGCAGCAGAGUGGUGGGAGGCAGCCGGGGAGCCAGCAGCCCCUCACAGACCUCUCCCCCACCACAGUCAGCAUCCUGGGGCCCUACAGUGACUCCCUGGCCCCCACACCCGAGGCGGAGGAGUCCAGGCAGGGCCAGGAGGGUGUGGAGAAACUGGGGGUCCAUGGGAAGAGCACGGCUUUCCAGCUCAACCG